Jaculus jaculus (lesser Egyptian jerboa) is the source of this 4621-nucleotide messenger RNA. RefSeq names its product mitogen-activated protein kinase kinase kinase 15 (gene Map3k15). Gene Ontology annotation, biological process: protein phosphorylation; MAPK cascade; cellular response to stress. Gene Ontology annotation, molecular function: MAP kinase kinase kinase activity; ATP binding. Bases 1 to 4269 code for a protein of 1422 amino acids. The record is from RefSeq and is a predicted model, not a curated record. Lineage: Eukaryota; Metazoa; Chordata; Mammalia; Rodentia; Dipodidae. The transcript has 31 exons.
AUGACUGGUCAAAAUGAAGGGAACGGAGGGGAAAAAUCCCCUGCAAUUCCUGCUCCCGCCGGGCUGGGGCGCUGCCCGGGGAAACAGCAGGGGGCGCCCUCCACCCUCCUGCCCCGCUGCGCUUCCGCCCCCUCGGCGGGCCCUGACGUCCCCAGCCCCCGCCUCUUUCUCGCGGGCUUUCAAAGGGCGUUCGGGGCAGCGGACCGAGAGCUUCAGUCAGCUGGCCGAAGCCGCUUCAGGACAGCUCGCGUCCCGCGCCUUCGGGAGCAGGUGUGGAGACCGCGCGGCUGCCUCGACAGGCCGCCUCGCUCGAAGCCUCCAGCCACGCCGGGCAGGCACAUGGAGCGCAGCGGCGGGACGCCCCCAGCGGAGGCGCUCGUGUCGGGGAGCGAGCCGUCCCAGGGCGGCUCGCUGGCCCGAGCGGAGGGGGCGGCGGCGCCGGCGGAGCCCGAGGGGGCGGCCGCGGCUGCGGGCGCUGGCGGCGGCGAAGGCGAGGUGGAGGGCUCGCGCGGACCGCGGCGGGCUCUGAGGGCUGUAUACGUGCGCAGCGACAGCACCCAGGGCGCCGGGGCGGGCGGCCCCGAGGCCGGGGCGCUCAAGUGCCUGCUUCGAGCUUGCGAGGCUGAAGGUGCCCACCUCACUUUCGUGCCCUUCGGGGAGCUUGACUUCGGGGAGACGGCUGUGCUGGACGCCUUCUACGAUGCAGAUGUUGCCAUCGUGGACAUGAGUGACAUCUCCAGACAGCCUUCCCUCUUCUACCAUCUUGGAGUCCGUGAAAGCUUUGACAUGGCCAAUAAUGUGAUUUUGUACUAUGACACUGAUGUUGACACUGCUCUGUCAUUGAAGGAUAUGGUAACUCAAAAAAAUACAGCAUCUAGUGGAAAUUACUAUUUCAUCCCCUACGUCAUGACACCAUGUGCUGAUUAUUUUUGCUGCGAGAGUGAUGCCCAAAGGCGAGCCUCAGAAUACAUGCAGCCCAACUGGGAUACCAUCUUGGGACCUCUGUGUAUGCCUCUGGUGGACAAAUUUAUUAACCUCCUUAAGGACAUCCACGUGACCUCAUGUGCUUAUUACAAAGAAACCUUAUUAAACGACAUCCGGAAAGCCAGAGAGAAAUACCAGGGUGAUGAGCUGGCAAAAGAGCUGACUCGGAUCAAACUCCGCAUGGAUAACAUUGAGGUUCUGACAUCAGACAUCGUCAUUAACUUACUCCUGUCCUACCGUGAUAUCCAGGACUACGAUGCGAUGGUCAAGCUGGUAGAGACACUGGAGAUGCUGCCGACGUGUGAUUUGGCUGACCAACAUAACAUUAAAUUCCACUAUGCAUUUGCACUGAAUAGGAGAAAUAGCACAGGUGACCGUAAGAAGGCUCUUCAGAUCAUGCUUCAAGUUCUACAGAGCUGUGACCACCCAGCCCCUGACAUGUUCUGCCUGUGUGGGAGGAUCUACAAGGACAUUUUCCUGGAUUCAGACUGUGAAGAUGUUGUGAGCCGUGACAGCGCCAUUGAGUGGUAUCGCAAAGGAUUUGAACUCCAGUCAUCUCUUUAUUCUGGAAUUAACCUUGCAGUUUUGCUGUUAGUUGCUGGACAACAGUUUGAAACUUCCAUGGAACUAAGGAAAAUAGGUGUCCGACUGAAUAGCUUGUUGGGAAGAAAAGGGAGCCUGGAGAAAAUGAACAAUUACUGGGAUGUAGGUCAGUUCUUCACUGUGAGCAUGUUGGCCAGUGAUGUUGGAAAGGCUGUACAGGCAGCAGAAAAGUUGUUCAAAUUGAAACCUCCAGUCUGGUAUCUGAAAUCAUUAGUUCAGAACUUGUUGUUAAUUCAGCGCUUCAAGAAGCCUAUUAUGGAACAUUCACCCAGACAGGAACUACUUAACUUCUGGUUAGACAUAGUUUUUGAAGCAACAAAGAAAAUUACUAAUGGACUCAGAUUUCCAGUUCUGGUAAUAGAGCCAACCAAAGUCUACCAGCCUUCUUAUGUUUCUAUAAAUAAUGAAGCCGAGGAGAGAACUGUUUCUUUAUGGCAUGUCUCACCCACAGAAAUGAAACAAAUUCAUGAGUGGAAUUUUACAGCCUCUUCUAUUAAGGGAAUAAGCCUAUCUAAGUUUGAUGAACGGUGUUGUUUUCUUUAUGUCCAUGAUAAUUCUGAUGACUUUCAAAUCUACUUUUCCACUGAAGACCAGUGUAAUAGGUUUUGUUCUUUGGUCAAAGAGAUGCUAAACAAUGGAGCGGGCAGCACAAUGGAGUUGGAGGGAGAGGCUGAUGGAGAGACCUUAGAGUAUGAGUAUGACCAUGAUGCAAAUGGCAAAAGAAUUGUCUUGGGCAAAGGCUCCUAUGGAAUUGUGUAUGCUGGCCGCGAUCUAAGUAAUCAAGUGCGAAUAGCCAUCAAAGAAAUACCUGAGAGAGAUAUCAGGUACUCUCAGCCUCUGCAUGAGGAGAUAGCCCUGCACAAAUACCUCAAGCACCGCAAUAUUGUUCAGUACUUGGGCUCUGUUUCAGAGAAUGGGUACAUUAAGAUAUUCAUGGAGCAGGUGCCUGGAGGAAGCCUUUCUGCUCUUUUGCGAUCCAAAUGGGGACCAAUGAAGGAGCCUACUAUCAAGUUUUAUACCAAACAGAUUCUGGAAGGCCUGAAGUAUCUCCAUGAGAACCAGAUAGUGCACAGGGACAUAAAGGGUGAUAAUGUUCUGGUAAAUACCUACAGUGGAGUGGUGAAAAUCUCUGAUUUUGGAACCUCAAAACGUCUUGCAGGAAUUAACCCAUGCACAGAGACCUUUGCAGGCACUCUACAGUACAUGGCACCUGAAAUUAUUGACCAAGGACCUCGCGGAUAUGGUGCUCCAGCUGAUAUCUGGUCUCUGGGCUGCACCAUCAUUGAGAUGGCCACAAGCAGGCCUCCGUUCCAUGAGCUCGGUGAGCCACAAGCAGCAAUGUUCAAGGUGGGGAUGUUUAAGAUCCACCCUGAGAUUCCAGAAGCCCUUUCGCCUGAAGCCAGAGCCUUCAUCUUAUCCUGUUUUGAACCUGACCCUCACAAGCGGGUCACUGCUGCUGACCUCCUCAGAGAGGGGUUCUUAAGGCAGGUGAACAAAGGCAAGAAGAACCGAAUUGCUUUCAAGUCCUCAGAGGGUGUCCGGGCUGCCGCUGGUACCCUGGCCCUCCCCUCCCCAGGGGAGCUCGUGGGCAGCAGCAGUAGUGAGCAUGGCUCCAUCUCCCCAGACUCGGAUGCCCAGCCCGACGCACUCUUUGAGAAGGCCCAGAUGCCCAAGCAUCAGCUCGGACAGCUGCUCAGUGUUCCUGAUGAGAGCUCAGCCUUGGAAGACCGGAGUUCAGCCUGUUCCCCAGAGGACAGGGACCCGGGUCUCUUCCUGCUGCGUAAGGAUAGCGAGCGCAGGGCCAUCCUGUACAAAAUCCUGUGGGAAGAGCAGAACCAGGUUGUUUCCAACUUGGAGGAAUGUGUGGUGAAGAGUUCAGAAGAGUUACUUCUCUCAGCUGGCCACAUCAAGCAAAUAAUUGGAAUCCUGAGAGACUUCAUCCGUUCCCCAGAGCAUAAGGUGAUGGCAGCCACAAUAUCAAAGCUAAAGGUGGACCUGGACUUUGACAGCUCUUCCAUCAAUCAGAUUCACCUUGUUCUGUUUGGAUUCCAGGAUGCUGUAAAUAAAAUUUUGAGAACCCACUUAAUCAGGCCCCACUGGAUGUUUGCGAUGGACAACAUCAUCCGCAGAGCGGUGCAGGCCGCGGUCACCAUUCUCAUCCCAGAGCUCCAAGCCCACUUUGAGCCUGCCUCCGAGACUGAAGGGGACAUAGGAGUGGAAGGGGGCUACGCCCUAGCAGACCCACCGGGCAGAGAGGCCCAGCCCUACCAGCAGCAUCUGAGCCUCCAGCUGAACAAGCUGAGGCAGGAGAACACCAGACUCUGGGAACAUCUAGUUCAAAGAGAAAGAGAAUACCAGAAUCUUCUACGGCUAAUUCUAGAACAGAAGACUCAAGAAUUGUAUCACCUUCAGUUACAAUUCAAAUCUACUGGUAUUUCAGAGAACACAACAUCCCCUGAUGGGCCUGGAAUAGACACAGAUCUUAUAAAUUGGUUGCAACUACAAGGAGUGGAUGCAAAUACAAUCAAAAAGAUUGUUGAAGAGGAUUAUACACUUUCAGAUAUUCUUAAUAACAUCACUAAGGAAGACCUAAGAGGCCUUAGACUACGUGGUGGUGUCCUCUGUAGACUCUGGCAUGCAGUCUCCCAGCAUAGAAGACAGGCUCAAGAGUCUUCACAGUGAUAGACGAUUAGGUGUCAUCAGACACCUACGCUGAGGAGAGUGAGCCAAUACGCUGUUUGUGGUUAAAGCUUCUGUUCAUGACCCCAAAAAUUCCGAGUGUGCACAGAAACACCCUUGCUCAUUUAAUUCAAGCAUUUAAAGACUCUCCUUACUGAUACAGUUUAAAAACAUCUUGCUGUUUAUCAACAUGAUUAAAGAUGUACAGAAUUGUGUGUUAGUGACUGUUUUGAUAUCCCAGCACAUUAGAAAUUAAUGUUUCAUUCAAAGUCAUUCUACCUUUUAUCAAUCACUGGGUAUAAGAGGCUGGGAGUUGUUUUAGUGUACGUAGUAAUAAAUAAACAUGUUAAAAAUG